AUGAGGGAUCUGUCGCCCUCGGAGGAGAAACGGGAGGGGAGGGGGGAUUGGGGGGAAGAAGGGGGGGAGAGGAAGUUUGUUAUCACGGUGAUAAGCAGAAGGAGUAUAAAACGGGCGGGGUUGAGGUAUUUGCGUCGGGGGAUUGACGAGCAGGGAUGGGUGGCGAAUGGGGUCGAGACGGAGCAGAUUUUGUAUGAGGCUGAUGGGGGGGAUAAGGGGAGGGUGUAUAGUUUUGCGCAAGUCAGGGGGAGUUUCCCGGUGUUUUUUACUCAGAGUCCGUAUUCGUUGAAGCCGACGCCGGUCUUGCAGCAUAGUCAGGAGGCGAACUUUGCGGCGUUGAGGAAGCAUUUCGGACGGUUGGGGGAGCGGUACGGGGGGUUGGAGGUGGUGAAUUUGGUGGAGAAACAUGGGGUCGAGGCGCCGAUUGGGGAGGUUUACGAACGGGGCGUGGAGAGGUUGAACGAGGAGUUGGUGAAGGAGGGAAAGGAAAAGAUCGGGUUCGAGUGGUUUGAUUUUCACUCGGUGUGCAGGGGGAUGAAGUUUGAGAAUGUGAGCGUGUUGUUGGAGAUUUUGGGCGGGAGGCUGGAGGAGCUGGGGAGUAGUGUUGUGGUGGAUGGGGUUGUGGAGCGAAGACAAAAGGGGGUGUUGAGGACGAAUUGUAUGGAUUGUUUGGAUCGGACGAAUGUUUGUCAGAGCUCGUUUGGGAAGUUUAUGCUGGAUUUGCAGCUGAGGGAGGAGGGUAUUGAUAUGGAAAAGCAAAAAGAUCAGGAGAAUAGCUGGUUUAAUGGGUUGUGGGCGGAUAAUGGGGAUGCGAUCGGGAAGCAGUAUGCGGGGACCGGGGCGAUGAAGGGGGAUUAUACGAGGACGAGGAAGAGGAAUUAUAGGGGGGCGUUGACGGAUGCUGGGUUGAGCUUGACGAGGUUGUUUAAUGGGAUGUUUAACGACUUUUUUCUCCAAGCCAGCAUCGAUUUUUUGUUGGGGAACGUCACCUCCCUUGUGUUUGAAGAGUUUGAAGCAAACAUGAUGACCAAGGACCCGGCGGUAUCGAUGCAAAACAUGCGCCAGCAGGCCAUUGAGCUCUGCCAGAAACGGGUUAUUGAAGACGAAGCAGAGGAAUUUAUUGGUGGUUGGGCCUUCCUCACGCCUAGCACGCCGGACACCAUCCGCAGUGCCACCUUUGAGGAGGCAGUCUUGCUACUUACCGACUCGGCCCUCUAUCUCUGCCGGUUUGACUGGAACCUCGACAAGGUCUCUAGCUUUGAGAGGGUUGACCUGGCGCAUGUGACAAAGAUUAGAUUCGGGACUUAUAUCACGAGCACCAUCUCGCCUGCGCAGGUGGACGAGCUGAGGAACGUGGGGUUGGUGAUUGAGUACAAGCCUGGGUUGACGGACGUCACGCGUGUCAACACGAGGUCGUUGUCGAGCAUGAGUGAUCACCCGAAACCGACAAAUGACGACUUUGCGAGCGCGGCGCUGUCGGGGGUGGCGGGCUUCUUUUCGGGAAAGAAUGUUGCUGCUGCUGCUGCGGUGACGACGCCUACGAGGAAGAUUGCGUUGAAGGCGUUGUACAGCCAGACGUCUGCUGCUGUGAGUGGUGCUGGGAAGGUGAAGAUUGGGGGGGAGGAGGAGGAGGAUGAGGACAUUGCGCGGCUUACCGAGAUUCAGCAGGUGGUUGUUAUCGCGGCCGAGAUUGAGAGGUUGGCGCUGUUGAAUCAGCCGAGGGAGGUGAAGGGGGAGAAGGGGGAGGGGGAGGGACAUUUGAUUGAGAAGGGGGAUAUUAUCAGUGUGGCGGAGGCGAAGAAGAACACGGGGUUGCUGGAGACUUUGGGGCACAGGGUUAAGAAGUUGGUUUGGGCUUGA
This is a messenger RNA of Podospora pseudopauciseta, 1860 nucleotides long. RefSeq lists its product as uncharacterized. Gene Ontology annotation, molecular function: phosphatidylinositol-4-phosphate phosphatase activity. The record is from RefSeq and is a predicted model, not a curated record. Gene Ontology annotation, cellular component: endoplasmic reticulum. NCBI's taxonomy places the organism in Eukaryota, Fungi, Ascomycota, Sordariomycetes, Sordariales, Podosporaceae. Gene Ontology annotation, biological process: phosphatidylinositol dephosphorylation.